Molecule: messenger RNA, 2151 nt
Organism: Amphibalanus amphitrite
Lineage: Eukaryota; Metazoa; Arthropoda; Thecostraca; Balanomorpha; Balanidae
Product: probable chitinase 10
Exons: 8
Coding region: 251-1864 (537 amino acids)
Biological process (GO): carbohydrate metabolic process; chitin catabolic process
Cellular component (GO): extracellular region
Molecular function (GO): chitinase activity; chitin binding
Source: RefSeq, a predicted model, not a curated record
CCGGCGCCAGCUGUUGCGCUGUGCCGUGCCGCGUUCGGUCGGGGCGUGCUUCUCCACUAGUGGCACCCUGAGGCGCAGCAGAGCGCGCAGUGGGCCUUCGCCGAGCCCGACACGACCUGUCGACACGGUGGCUGCCCCAGCCGGGGGCGGCGAGCCCCGAUCGCCCGCGGCGGCGGCGCUCCGGAGUCACCGGCGCAUAAGAGCGCUGUGUGCGUCCUUCGGCGUGAAGAGCUGUGACGACGGGCGCAGGAUGCGGGUCCUAUCCACGGUGCUGCUGGUGCUUGGAGCGGUGGGGUGUGUGCUGGGCACGGAGGUGAUCUGCUACUGGGCCUCAUGGACCUCCUACCGGACAGGGCACGGUAAGGUGACCGUGGAUGACCUGGACCCCACCAAAUGCACCAUCUACAUCUACGCGUUCGCCACGCUGGACGAGCGGACGCUGACCAUGCAGCCGUUUGACAUACACCUGGAUAUCGACCAGAGGGGAUAUGAGCGGUUCGUGGCUCUCAAGGAGCGCAACCCUCGCCUGCGAGUGCUGCUCGCUCUGGGAGGCUACAACGACUCUGGUCCCAAAUACUCGCGAAUGCUGGCCAGCCGCGAGCGGCGCAACAAAUUCGUGCGUCGUGCCGUCGCCCUUCUCCGUCAGUACGGCUUUGACGGGCUGGACCUCGACUACGAAUACCCCACGGCAGCCGACAAGCCGCACUUCGCCAAACUGGUGGCGGAGCUGAAGCGCGCCUUCCGGCCUUACGACAUGUGGCUUUCCACCGCCACACCAGCCACCAGAGAGCGAAUCGACGAGGGCUUCGACGUGCCGGCCAUCGCCUCUGAGAUUGACAUGAUUCACGUAAUGGCAUACGACUUCCAUGGCAGCUGGGAAAGCACCGCUGACCACCACUCGCCGCUGCUGCCCCGUGCGUCCGACAACGGCCGUGGAUUCGACGUGGAGACUACCGUCCACCACUGGCUCCGACGCGGCGCUCCGGCGGCCAAACUGGCGCUGGGCGUGCCGCUCUACGGCCGCUCGUGGACCGUGCCCGGCCCGGAUAAGAGGCCGUCUGUGGCGGCGGGCACGGGGCCCGGCCGGGCGGGGCCGUAUAGCCGAGAGCCUGGUACAUUGACCUAUCUGGAGAUCUGCGAGAAAAUCCACGACGGCUGGAACGCCGUGCAGGACCCCAGCGGCCGGGCAGGACCUCACGCCUUCUCCGGCGACCAGUGGGUGGGAUUCGACGAUCCCUCCACAGCUGCCAGGAAGACCCUGUUCGCGCUCAGCCUGGGCCUCGGCGGGAUGAUGGUCUGGGACGUCGGAUCGGAAGACGUCAGGGACGUGUGUGGCGGCGGACCGUGGCCCAUGCUGACAGCCAUUAACGCCUAUCUGGAGCUGGCUGGGAGUGCGACCGCAGUGAGCCCUACACAGCGACCGGCAGUGACGGCCAGACCGACCCAGGUCACCACUGUCGUCAAUACGGGAGCGGGUGCCGGCAGAUUCAGCUGUCCCCGUGACGGCGUGUUCGCCGACCCGGCCGACUGCACACGUUUCUACGUGUGCUCCUCUGAGAGACGCAGCUGCCCCGCGGGCACGGCGUUCAGUAGUCGCUCAGGGACCUGUCAGAGAACGGUGCCAGAGUGUCCGACGGUGGCGAGCGCCGGGCCGCCCGCCACCACCACGACGACUACCAGGAGACCAGCGGGCAGAUUCACCUGCCCGCGGCCCAACGGCCUGUACCCGGACCCCUACAGCUGCCGUCGGUUCUUCUUCUGCCAGAACGGCAAGGCCGAGUCGACUGCGUGCCCGGCCAACACCGGCUGGGACAGCCAGAUCGGCGCCUGCAACUGGCUCUACAACAUCGACUGCCAGGACUAGGCCGGCGUCGGACGGACGGCGUCAGGGGGGCCGAGAAGGAGUGAGACGACUUGAUGUGGAUGUGUUCGGGCUGUAAUAUUGCAGCGAAGUGUGUCGAUUCGUGAGAAUAAAUCACAUCGAACGGUAACAUCGUAAAUAACUAUCAUCGCUAUUCAAGUGCGGAUCAUGUGACGAAGUAGACUAAUUGUUUAUGACAGACUGUCUUGUCACCGGCGUGCUGCUGUCAGACAACCGCAUCCUCCAUGUGUGUGAAUGCGUCAUUUGCAAAUAUAGGUACUUCAGAUUCA